Molecule: messenger RNA, 1775 nt
Organism: Cololabis saira (Pacific saury)
Lineage: Eukaryota; Metazoa; Chordata; Actinopteri; Beloniformes; Belonidae
Gene: prpf4
Product: PRP4 pre-mRNA processing factor 4 homolog (yeast)
Exons: 15
Coding region: 154-1686 (510 amino acids)
Biological process (GO): mRNA splicing, via spliceosome
Cellular component (GO): U4/U6 x U5 tri-snRNP complex
Molecular function (GO): U4 snRNA binding; U6 snRNA binding; protein binding
Source: RefSeq, a predicted model, not a curated record
UAUAAUGUGAAGCUCACCUGGCUGCUCGAGUGCGCGGCUUUUAUGCGCAGGAGAAUCCGACCCGGAAGCAGACCCGACUGAACUUCCGGGUCACCGCGUGAGGAUCGACGCUGCUUCGUUUCCUCUGCGAAUCAUAAGAAGAAGUGUUUAAAAAUGUCUGACGAGGACGAUGUCGGUCCUGCUGUGAAGAGGAGUCGAGUCUUCUAUGGCAGCCUGGAGGAAAAGGAACGAGCACGUCUGAGCUCAGAGAUGGUGAACAGCAUCUUAAUAAGAAGUGAUGGAGUCAAGGCGGGUAUCAAGGCUGGAAACAUCAAUAUCUCUUCAGGGGAGACUAUGGAGCUGGAGGAGCGGGGCAGCGAGCGGCAGCAGGAAGCCCUUGCUGAAUUCGAGCGGCGCCGGCGAGCAAGACAGAUCACUGUCUCCACCGACGACGCAGAGGUGAAGGCCGGCCUUCGAGCACUGGGGGAGCCAAUCACGCUGUUCGGAGAAGGACCAGCUGACCGCCGGGAGAGGCUGCGCGGUAUCCUGUCUGUGGUCGGUCCCGAUGCUCUGAAGAAAUCUAGGAAGGACGAGGACCGAGUCAAGAGGUCUCAGGACGAGUGCCAGCAGACAUGGUACCAUGAAGGCACCGCCUCCCUGAAGGAAGCUCGGCUGUGGUUGGCCAGAUACUCUCUUCCCCGGGCAGUUAAGCGUCUGGAUGGUGCACGUUCUCUAAAGGAGGUCACCGAUGCAACCAGGACGAUCCGCCAGCAGGAGCUGCACAAGAGCUUGAGGAAUCUGAACAACUUCUGCAGUCAGAUUGGUGAUGAUCGACCAAUCAGCUUCUGCCACUUCAGCCCAGACUCCAAAAUGCUGGCUACCUCAUCCUGGAGUGGUCUGUGUAAGCUGUGGUCCAUCCCUGACUGCAACCUGAUUCGUACGCUCAGAGGACACAACACCAAUGUGGGUGCCAUCGUCUUUCGCCCGCAGGUUGGAAUUUCUCUCGACGAGUCAGACGUCAGCUUGGCGUCAUGUGCUGCUGAUGGGAGCGUGAAGCUGUGGAACCUAGAGAGUGAUGAACCUGUGGCAGACAUCGAGGGGCACAGCGAUCGAGUGUCUCGGGUCACCUGGCAUCCUUCUGGAAGAUUCCUGGGAACCACAUGUUACGAUAAUUCGUGGCGCCUCUGGGAUCUGGAGGUUCAGGAGGAAAUCCUCCACCAGGAAGGUCACAGUAAAGGAGUCCAUGACAUGAGCUUUCACCCUGACGGCUCACUGGUUGCCACCGGAGGCCUGGAUGCGUUCGGGAGGGUGUGGGACUUGAGAACAGGACGCUGCGUCGUUUUCCUCGAGGGACAUCUGAAAGAGAUCUACAGCCUUCACUUCUCCCCCAACGGGCAUCACCUGGCCACAGGAAGUGGUGAUCACACUUGUAAGGUCUGGGAACUACGCAACAGGAAGUGCCUAUACACAGUCCCCGCCCACCAGAACCUGCUGUCUGCCGUCCGCUUCCAACCCACAGACGGUCACUUCCUGCUCACCGGCGCCUACGACAACACGGCGAAGGUGUGGAGUCACCCCGGAUGGAUGCCUCUGAAGACACUGGCGGGACACGAGGGGAAGGUCAUGGGAGUGGACGUGUCACCUGACGGGAAGCUGAUCGCCACCAGUUCCUUUGACCGAACCUUCAAACUGUGGAUGUCUGAGUGAUGUAAUUGUAAUCGGUGGUGUAAUCCUGGUGGAUGAGCUGUUUUAAUGAAGUAUUUUAAAUGUUUUUUUUUAAUAAAGUUUGGACUCUA